ACGAAUCAGUUAUACUAUUGCGGUCUGAAUGAAGAGCACCGAAAACUGGUGACAACUGAACCCCAAGAGGUGGCCAUCAGAUUGUAUCAAAAGAAAUACUUCAAUAACUACGACACCAAUGAUAAGAGCGAAAGACUCAGCGAUACUAUUAUAGCACUCAUUACUUCCCACCAGAAUUUGGGACCAAAAAUAUACGGUCUCUUCGAAAGCGGACAAAUCAUGGCUUACUAUCAACAUAGAGUGUUUUCCAGCGAAGAUGAAAGAGACGUCCAAAUGGUGACGAAGUUGGCCCACAAGUUGGCGGCAAUUCAUAGCCUGGAAGUGCCCCUAAAGUUGAGCCACAAUUGGAUAGCCGACUCAUACGACCACUUCUUUCACUUAUCUAAACAGAGGUUUGACUUAAACUCAAUGUUUAAUGAAUACGAUUUGGAAACUUUGAAAACACAUGAUUUGAGUGAAGAGAUACAGUGGAUGAAAGAGCUUAUACUAGCAACUGAUUCCCCGGUGACUUUUGCUCACAACGACUUCAGUGAGAAUAAUAUUAUGGUCACCAAAUCCAAUGAUAUAGUGGUUUGCGAUUACGAGUACUCAUGUCGUGGUUAUCGUGGCUAUGAUUUCGGUUCCCUUUUAUUGGUUUGGCGAAGAAAUGCGUGUGAAAUACGUAAACCUCAUGAGUUUCCCGACGAUCACACUCUCAGACAAUUGAUUGAACCAUAUAUUGAAGAGUCGGUUAAACUGAAUGGAAAUGAGUUUCUAAAAGACAAACGAAAUUCUGUUGAAAGCAUGUUAAGAGAAGUGAAAGUUUUUACUGUAGGAAUGACGGACUCAAAAGAAAUUAAUACCGAUUUCUCUUCAGUCAAGUGGGAGAGGGGUCAGACACCUGACAAUAUCAAAGAUAGAUGUUUUCAUUUGUGUCGCGACUAUUUGGGAGACGUUUGGCUCAACGUAACCAUCGAUGACAUCGAAGUAAAGCGAUUGAGCGGUGGUCUCACGAAUCAGUUAUACUAUUGUGCUCUCAAUGAAGACCAUAGAAAUACUGAUGAGGAAGUACCACAAGAG
Molecule: messenger RNA, 1059 nt
Organism: Oppiella nova
Lineage: Eukaryota; Metazoa; Arthropoda; Arachnida; Sarcoptiformes; Oppiidae
Source: the annotation of a GenBank genome assembly